AUGAGUGAUGAGGCUUUGCGCGCCGUGAGUGUCAACCCUGUAACAUACCACCCAGUCCGAGCGGAGACACAGAACGCUAAUUAUCCUAGUGUGACCUUUGUCACUCAAGAAAGUACUUCAAGAAGCCUGAGCCCUGUCAAUGGAGCAGCACAUGGUGACGAAGAAAGGCAUUCAAAGAAGCGGAAGGUCGACCCUGUCUCCAAUCUUCAAGAUGUGUCGAGGUCUCCUCACAGCAGCUGUACCGUUGUCACCCCAGAUGAAUCAACACACCAUGCCGAGCAGGCCCGAGCAGUCUUUCAGGGCGAGCUCGAAGGUAAUGAAAGCAUGGAUCGUGAGCGACAGUCUAUUUUGAGGUCUGCCUUGGACUUUGUGAAUACCAUGGCGCAAAACAGAGCCUCCAACAUCGACGAAGGUCUUCCAUCGGAAAUAGCCCCGGAUGGCUGUGAGAAUCCUGCACAAUUCACUCCCCCUUCGCCCGAAAUAUGCUUUAUGCUUCUUCGAGAACCUACGUCUGCAGCUGGGGCGCUGAACGUACAAUGGCCGGAUCAUAUUUCCCAGAAAACCCUGGAGAAGAUGGUAGCUGUUCUGGUCAACAGCCAUUCUCAAGGCCAGACCUUCUAUCAUUAUUGCAUUUGCAUCUAUGUCAAGGCCAUUUUCCACCUAGCCCAAAUGCCAAGGGCGUAUAAAGACCCCAUUCUCAACCAGCAAUUUCUCAAUUCCAAAAGAUCAUACGAAGCUUCGGCAAUUAUUGCCUUGAGAAACCUCAAUUUUUUGAGUAGCCCGAGUCUCUCUUUCGUUCAGUCACUCAUAUCUGCGGCUUUUUUGAUGCAAUAUACCGGAAAUAUGAAACAAGCCUGGGUCAUUAAUUCAUAUGCCGCUCGUCAGAUUGUUGCUUUGAAAUAUCACGAAAUUGGAAAUCCCGUUCAGAGAUCAGAUUUGAAUGACGAAAUCCACAGCUCCCUGUAUUGGUGCUACUAUCUCGACCGCACGCUCAGCGCUCUUCUCCUCCGCCCUUUGUCAUUACCCGAGCCGCAAAUCUCUCCUGCGGACCUCAUCGUUCCAGAUAAAUCUCUACCUCAUAUGCCGCUCAUACGAAUAUUGCUCGAAUUAGCGCAAAUACAAGGCGAUCUUUCGAACUGUGGAAAAGCAGAUAAUACCCAUCAAAUACUUGCCAAUCACUCGAAACUGCAGGACAAAAUGGAAUCCAUCAAGUCAAGACUGCAAUCUACGCGCCAAUCUGUCGAUGAUUUUUUAUCCUGUGAUUGGGUUGCCGGCGAGUUUUGUUAUUACGCAAUCCUGGUGGAUAUCUUACGCUCACGAUUGAAGUUCGCAUUCUCCCCUUUAACACAUAAAGAAUGCGUAUCAUACGCUCGCAAGUCUCUGAAAGCACUUCAGUAUUUGCAGAAGAAUCCAUCCAAGAGUCCAGGUUUUGUUGAUCCAUACCCGACAUUCUUGACAUGGACUAUCUUUCUCUACCCUCUGAGUCCAUUUUUUGUUCUGUUUUGCAACAUCAUCGGGGAGCUUGAUCGAGACGACUAUAACCUAAUCGAAGAGAUAACCCAAAGCUUGGCUCCGUUCGUCGCAAGCCCAUACAUCUCAAAGCUGUUGAGGCUCUUGGGAUCGCUUCAGAAUUUCUGCACCCCGUUGAUUCAAGCCAAGGAGCGUUUGGGACCGAGAACUAAAGUUGCGUCAUGGUAUCCAUCGAUGACGGGAGCACUACCGAAUACCUCGGCAGCCAUCAAUGGCAGCAGCUAUCCGAUGAAUAUCACCUCAUACCCAGAUUCGGUUCCAUCCGCGAUGUCACAGAUGCAAACUCAACCGUCCGGAGAUCAGGCUUACCCGCCGACGGACGAGCUCAUGUGGCAUUUGUUUAAUAGUCAAUUGUCGAUGGAGUGUUUUGAGACGGACUGUAUUUCACUGGACACGAAUGUUAAUGCUAAUUUUUAG
This is a messenger RNA of Penicillium argentinense, 1947 nucleotides long. RefSeq names its product fungal specific transcription factor domain-containing protein. Gene Ontology annotation, biological process: DNA-templated transcription. The transcript is spliced from 6 exons. Gene Ontology annotation, molecular function: DNA binding; zinc ion binding. Lineage: Eukaryota; Fungi; Ascomycota; Eurotiomycetes; Eurotiales; Aspergillaceae. The record is from RefSeq and is a predicted model, not a curated record. Bases 1 to 1947 code for a protein of 648 amino acids.